UCUCUCUCUCCUCUCGCUCUUCUCCCGGGGAGAAACUGGGUCCCCGGUGAGUUUAAACACGAACAGCACGUGGAUAUUACAAACCUCUCGAGCAGGUCGCUCCGUGUAGCAGCUCGAGGAGGGGACAGAUACAGAUGCAGCAGGGAGGAGGACAUUUACUACCCGCCGAGGACGCGUGGAUGGGAUCGAACUGAUGUGUCCUAGUGGUGAUUCAGUUAUGUUGAAUCUUAACACGUUUUGACCGUUUUGUCUUCGGAGUAUUUUGGGAAUAUUUUUUCUGAUUUAGUCCGUUUCUGUCUCGGAACGGAUUGGAGAUGACAGCGCUGAAUAUAACAGGCAGGUGGGAGAGAGAGAGAGAGAGAGGGGAAAGGGACGGUGUGAUUUCAACGUUUUUCUCCAAAGACAUGUGAAAUAUAACAAACCCUUCGCGGAUGUGUCCUAGCGAAUAAUACAUAUUAUUUCCCUGCAUUUUUUUAUGUUGUUUUUACCGUCAUGCCUGAGUGAUUAAAACAAUGGAUUUCUUGAAUUUCUCCGGGGUGGUGGACGAGUGGAAUACCACAUACACCAACUCAUCGGCUACCGGGAACAGUGAGUACUCUCUCCUCUCCGUAACCGGACUGACCGUAGUCGUUGGCUUUCUCAUCCUGUUUACCAUUGUGGGCAACGUUCUGGUGGUCAUCGCCGUUUUGACCAGCCGCGCUCUCAAACCGCCACAGAAUCUCUUUCUUGUGUCCCUCGCCAGCGCGGACAUCCUAGUGGCUACUCUGGUCAUGCCCUUCUCUUUAGCUAACGAACUCAUGGGCUACUGGUUCUCCGGGAAAGUUUGGUGCGACAUCUACUUGGCUUUGGACGUCCUCUUUUGUACGUCGUCUAUAGUUCACCUGUGCGCUAUCAGUCUCGAUCGUUACUGGUCGAUCACCCAGGCGAUAGAAUACAACCAGAAGCGGACACCUAAACGGCUGAACGGGAUGAUCGUGGUGGUGUGGCUGAUCGCGGCAGUUAUUUCCUUUCCGCCGUUGAUCUCCAUGGACAGGAGCAGUGGUGGGGGGAUCAGUCCUCAGUGCCGGCUGAACGACGAGACCUGGUAUAUUCUCUACUCCAGCAUAGGAUCCUUCUUCGCUCCCUGCGUUAUCAUGAUACUAGUGUACAUCAGGAUCUACCAGGUUGCUAAGACGCGGACGCGGACCAUGUCGGAGAAGAAGAGAGAGGUGGAGGACAACGGAACUGCCCCGUUAGACGUUAACGGGUUGGAGCAGCGGGGCGAGGAGGGGUACGGAGGGUCUCUGAAGGAAAACGGUGGGGGCGGAGGGGUUUCCCGGGAGAACGGGCACUGCCAGCGGCAGCAGAAGACGCCGGUACCGCCGGGGCUGUUACCCAACGAGCCCAAAUUAACCCCCGACCCCGACGAUGGAGACGACUUUGACGACAGCAGCUCGUCUGACGAAAAACCCACAUCCGCCAAAAAACAAUCCCAUUCCUCUUCCUCUUCCCAUCAGCAUCACCACCACCACCACCACCAUCACCAUGACGACAAGAAGGAUUCCAAACCUUCCGAGAGAAGGAAGUCCACAGGAAGCAGGAAGAGCAGCUUGGCUUCGUCCAAACGCUCAGAGAGCAAGAAGUCGCGCGCCAGUUCGAAGUCCAUUGAGCUGUUUUCGUCCCGUAGGAAGCGGCGGAGCACCGUAAACAGGACGAAAAUAACAGCAGCGAGGGAGAAGAGGUUUACCUUCGUCUUGGCGGUGGUGAUGGGCGUCUUCGUGAUCUGCUGGUUCCCCUUCUUCUUCAGCUACAGUCUGUACGGAGUGUGCCGGACGCCCUGUGAGAUCCCAGAGUCUCUUUUCAAGUUCUUCUUCUGGAUAGGCUACGUCAACAGCUCCCUCAACCCCGUCAUCUACACCAUCUUCAACCAGGACUUCAGACGAGCCUUCCAGAAGAUUCUAGUCUGCAAGUCAGGGAAGAGGUCUUUCUGAACAUGGAUAGUCCAACAGAAAACACAUGGACCUAUAUACAAGUCAUGGAAGAGAUCUUUCUGAACAGACAGGGAUGUGGGCCAAUAUAUGAACAUGGAUGAACCUACAGUAUAUGGAUAUUUUAGUCCAUUACUUUUGACCAGAACCCAGUCAUUCAGGAAAUACUCUGCAAGUCAUGGAAAAGGUCCUCCUGAGGGGAAGUCACAUGAACCCCCUGACGCUUUCUCCAGUCACAUGAACCCUGAUGCUUUCUCCAGUCACAUGAACCCCCUGAUGCUUUCUCCAGUCACAUGAACCCUGAUGCUUUCUCCAGUCACAUGAACCCUGAUGCUUUCUCCAGUCACAUGAACCCCCUGAUGCUUUCUCCAGUCACAUGAACCCUGAUGCUUUCUCCAGUCACAUGAACCCUGAUGCUUUCUCCAGUCACAUGAACCCCCUGAUGCUUUCUCCAGUCACAUGGACCCUGAUGCUUUCUCCAGUCACAUGGACCCUGAUGCUUUCUCCAGUCACAUGAACCCUGAUGCUUUCUCCAGUCACAUGAACCCCCUGAUGCUUUCUCCAGUCACAUGAACCCUGAUGCUUUCUCCAGUCACAUGAACCCUGAUGCUUUCUCCAGUCACAUGAACCCUGAUGCUUUCUCCAGUCACAUGAACCCUGAUGCUUUCUCCAGUCACAUGAACCCCCUGAUGCUUUCUCCAGUCACAUGAACCCUGAUGCUUUCUCCAGUCACAUGGACCCUGAUGCUUUCUCCAGUCACAUGAACCCUGAUGCUUUCUCCAGUCACAUGAACCCCCUGAUGCUUUCUCCAGUCACAUGAACCCUGAUGCUUUCUCCAGUCACAUGAACCCCCUGAUGCUUUCUCCAGUCACAUGAACCCUGAUGCUUUCUCCAGUCACAUGAACCCUGAUGCUUUCGCCAGUCACAUGAACCCUGAUGCUUUCUCCAGUCACAUGAACCCUGAUGCUUUCUCCAGUCACAUGAACCCCUGACGCUUUCUCCAGUCACAUGAACCCCCUGAUGCUUUCUCCAGUCACAUGGACCCUGAUGCUUUCUCCAGUCACAUGAACCCCCUGAUGCUUUCUCCAGUCACAUGGACCCUGAUGCUUUCUCCAGUCACAUGAACCCCCUGAUGCUUUCUCCAGUCACAUGGACCCUGAUGCUUUCUCCAGUCACAUGGACCAAUAUACAUUGGGCUGUAUUUGAAAGGCCAACAUAUUCUCUAUGAAGGUCACAUGGAUUCACAUGUGACCCAGCAGAUGAAGGAUAUCAAGGAUCUGGAAAGAGUCUGUAUGGAGGAAUGGUCUAAGAUUCCUCUCAACGUGUUCUCCAAUCUCAUCAUUUAUUUUAUUUAUUUAACUUUUGUUACCAGGGAGUCACACUGAGGACCAAGGUCUCUUUUACAGAUGAGCCCUGAAUUACAGAAAUACACACAUCAAUAUAAUUACAAAAUACAGAAACACAUUAACCAGUAAUAAUGUCCACAAUCAGCUUUCCGAAUUGACCUAGAGAGACCAGAACAAACACAUUUAAGAACAUUUUGACAAUUGUUCCACAAAUAAGGUGCAAGAACACUAAAAGCUGAUUUAUCUAAGUCAGUAGAGACCAAAGGAAUUUCCAGAGUUAACCAUCCCUGAGACCAGGUGUGUAUGCCUGAAUUUGAGUAAAUAUGUACAGUGGGACUUUUUUGUAAAAGGGCUUUAUAAAUGAAAAUAUAGCGACGUAUUAAUCUCUGUGACAUCACAGAGGGCAAAACCAACUUCCUGGAUAGAGUAUGCGGUGAUGACAUCACAGAGGGCCAAGCAACUUCUUGGUUAGAGAAUGCGGUGAUGACAUCACAAAGGGCCAAGCAACUUCCUGGAUAGAGAAUGUGGUGAUGACAUCACAGAGGGCCAAGCAACUUCUUGGUUAGAGAAUGCGGUGAUGACAUCACAAAGGGCCAAGCAACUUCCUGGUUAGAGAAUGCGGCGAUGACAUCACAGAGGGCCAAGCAACUUCUUGGUUAGAGAAUGCAGUGAUGACAUCACAGAGGGCCAACCAACUUCCUGGUUAGAGAAUGCGGCGAUGACAUCACAGAGGGCAAAACCAACUUCCUGGUUAGAGAAUGCAGCGAGUAGUGCUAAAAUUGUGGUCCGUAAUAAGGCGCGGUGUGCUAUGAUAAACUGCAUCUGUCAGCUAUAAGGAAGUGGCAGCUGAUUUAAUAUAGAUGAUGUUGCCAUAGUCUAUCCCCUAUAGGAACAUCGAAUGAAUAAUCUGCUUUAUACUAUGUAGCGAGAGGCGUGACCUAUUUCUAUAAAAGAAGCCCAAUUUUUAGUCUCAGCUUCUUUUACUAACUCAUCAAUAUGCUUUUUCAAAGACAGCUUUUCAUCUAUCCAGAUGCCCAGAUAUUAGUAAGCAGGGACACGAUCAAUAUGGAGACCAUCCAAAGGACAUUAAAUCAUCAGAGUUAUUUUGACCCUCUCUAGAGAACAACAUAUAAUGAGUUUUACCUGCAUUCAAUACUGAUUCAUUUUAUUUACUUAACUUUUGUUAUCAGGGAGUCACACUGAGGACCAAGGUCUCUUUUACAGAUGAGCCAAGAAUUACAGAAAUACACACAUCAAUAUAAUUACAUAAUACAAGCAGAAAGAAAAGCAUUAAUCAGUAUUAAGGUCCAAUAUCAUCAUUCUGAUCACUCAACAGUAUGGAAAGCCUUUGAUAGGUCAAUGACAAGGGCAGCAGAAUGUUGCCCAUUAUCCAUACAGUUAACAACAUCAUUUAUAACUAAUAUGUGGCUGAACGACCAUUAGACUAUAGUGACUGAUCAACCAUUAGACUAUAGUGACUGAUCAACUGUAGACUAUAGUGGCUGAUCAACUGUAGACUAUAGUGGCUGAUCAAUUGUAGACUAUAGUGACUGAUCAACUGUAGACUAUAGUGGCUGAUCAACCAUUAGACUAUAGUGGCUGAUCAAUUGUAGACUAUAGUGGCUGAUCAACUGUAGACUAUAGUGACUGAUCAACCAUUAGACUAUAGUGACUGAUCAACUGUAGACUAUAGUGGCUGAUCAACUGUAGACUAUAGUGACUGAACAACUGUAGACUAUAGUGACUGAACAACUGUAGACUAUAGUGACUGAUCAACUGUAGACUAUAGUGGCUGAUCAACCAUUAGACUAUAGUGACUGAUCAACUGUAGACUAUAGUGACUGAUCAACUGUAGACUAUAGUGGCUGAUCAACCAUUAGACUAUAGUGGCUGAUCAACCAUUAGACUAUAGUGACUGAUCAACUGUAGACUAUAGUGACUGAUCAACCAUUAGACUAUAGUGACUGAUCAACUGUAGACUAUAGUGACUGAUCAACUGUAGACUAUAGUGACUGAUCAACUGUAGACUAUAGUGACUGAUCAACCAUUAGACUAUAGUGACUGAUCAACUGUAGACUAUAGUGACUGAUCAACUGUAGACUAUAGUGACUGAUCAACUAUUAGACUAUAGUGACUGAUCAACUGUAGACUAUAGUGACUGAUCAACUAUAGACUAUAGUGACUGAUCAACUGUAGACUAUAGUGGCUGAUCAACCAUUAGACUAUAGUGACUGAUCAACUGUAGACUAUAGUGACUGAUCAACUGUAGACUAUAGUGACUGAUCAACUGUAGACUAUAGUGACUGAUCAACCAUUAGACUAUAGUGACUGAUCAACCAUUAGACUAUAGUGACUGAUCAACUGUAGACUAUAGUGACUGAUCAACUGUAGACUAUAGUGACUGAUCAACUGUAGACUAUAGUGACUGAUCAACCAUUAGACUAUAGUGACUGAUCAACCAUUAGACUAUAGUGACUGAUCAACUGUAGACUAUAGUGACUGAUCAACCAUUAGACUAUAGUGACUGAUCAACCAUUAGACUAUAGUGACUGAUCAACCAUUAGACUAUAGUGACUGAUCAACUGUAGACUAUAGUGACUGAUCAACUGUAGACUAUAGUGACUGAUCAACUGUAGACUAUAGUGACUGAUCAACCAUUAGAUUAUAGUGACUGAUCAACUGUAGACUAUAGUGACUGAUCAACUGUAGACUAUAGUGACUGAUCAACUGUAGACUAUAGUGACUGAUCAACUGUAGACUAUAGUGACUGAUCAACUGUAGACUAUAGUGACUGAUCAACCAUUAGACUAUAGUGACUGAUCAACUGUAGACUAUAGUGACUGAUCAACUGUAGACUAUAGUGACUGAUCAACCAUUAGACUAGAGUGACUGAUCAACCAUUAGACUUUAGUGACUGAUCAACUGUAGACUAUAGUGACUGAUCAACUGUAGACUAUAGUGACUGAUCAACCAUUAGACUUUAGUGACUGAUCAACCGUAGACUAUAGUGACUGAUCAACUGUAGACUAUAGUGACUGAUCAACUGUAGACUAUAGUAACUGAUCAACUGUAGACUAUAGUAACUGAUCAACUGGUGACUAUAGUGACUGAUCAACUGUAGACUAUAGUAACUGAUCAACUGUAGACUAUAGUAACUGAUCAACUGUAGACUAUAGUGACUGAUCAACUGUAGACUAUAGUGACUGAUCAACUGUAGACUAUAGUGACUGAUCAACUGUAGACUAUAGUGACUGAUCAACCAUUAGACUAUAGUGACUGAUCAACUGUAGACUAUAGAGACUGAUCAACUGUAGACUAUAGUGACUGAUCAACUGUAGACUAUAGUGGCUGAUCAACCAUUAGACUAUAGUGACUGAUCAACUGUAGACUAUAGUGACUGAUCAACUGUAGACUAUAGUGACUGAUCAACUGUAGACUAUAGUGACUGAUCAACUGUAGACUAUAGUGACUGAUCAACUGUAGUCUAUAGUGACUGAUCAACCAUUAGACUAUAGUGACUGAUCAACUGUAGACUAUAGUGACUGAUCAACUGUAGACUAUAGUGACUGAUCAACUGUAGACUAUAGUAACUGAUCAACUGUAGACUAUAGUAACUGAUCAACUGUAGACUAUAGUGACUGAUCAACUGUAGACUAUAGUAACUGAUCAACCAUUAGACUAUAGUGACUGAUCAACCAUUAGACUAUAGUGACUGAUCAACUGUAGACUAUAGUGACUGAUCAACUGUAGACUAUAGUGACUGAUCAACUGUAGACUAUAGUGACUGAUCAACUGUAGACUAUAGUGACUGAUCAACCAUUAGACUAUAGUGGCUGAUCAACUGUAGACUAUAGUGACUGAUCAACUGUAGACUAUAGUGACUGAUCAACUGUAGACUAUAGUGACUGAUCAACUGUAGACUAUAGUGACUGAUCAACUGUAGACUAUAGUGACUGAUCAACCAUUAGACUAUAGUGACUGAUCAACCAUUAGACUAUAGUGACUGAUCAACUGUAGACUAUAGUGACUGAUCAACUGUAGACUAUAGUGACUGAUCAACUGUAGACUAUAGUGACUGAUCAACCAUUAGACUAUAGUGGCUGAUCAACUGUAGACUAUAGUGACUGAUCAACUGUAGACUAUAGUGACUGAUCAACUGUAGACUAUAGUGACUGAUCAACUGUAGACUAUAGUGACUGAUCAACGGUAGACUAUAGUGGCUGAUCAACUGUAGACUAUAGUGACUGAUCAACUGUAGACUAUAGUGACUGAUCAACUGUAGACUAUAGUGACUGAUCAACCAUUAGACUAUAGUGACUGAUCAACUGUAGACUAUAGUGACUGAUCAACUGUAGACUAUAGUGACUGAUCAACUGUAGACUAUAGUGACUGAUCAACGGUAGACUAUAGUGACUGAUCAACGGUAGACUAUAGUGACUGAUCAACUGUAGACUAUAGUGACUGAUCAACUGUAGACUAUAGUGACUGAUCAACUGUAGACUAUAGUGACUGAUCAACUUUAGACUAUAGUGACUGAUCAACGGUAGACUAUAGUGACUGAUCAACCAUUAGACUAUAGUGACUGAUCAGCUGUAGACUAAAGUGACUGAUCAACUGUAGACUAUAGUGACUGAUCAACUGUAGACUAAAGUGACUGAUCAACCAUUAGACUAUAGUGACUGAUCAACUGUAGACUAAAGUGACUGAUCAACCAUUAGACUAUAGUGACUGAUCAACUGUCGACUAUAGUGACUGAACAACUGUAGGCUAUAGUGACUGAUCAACCAUUAGACUAUAGUGACUGAUCAACUGUAGACUAAAGUGACUGAUCAACGGUAGACUAUAGUGACUGAUCAACUGUAGACUAUAGUGACUGAACAACUGUAGACUAUAGUGACUGAACAACUGUAGACUAUAGUGACUGAUCAACUGUAGACUAUAGUGACUGAUCAACUGUAGACUAUAGUGACUGAUCAACUGUAGACUAUAGUGACUGAUCAACCAUUAGACUAUAGUGACUGAUCAACUGUAGACUAUAGUGACUGAUCAACUGUAGACUAUAGUGACUGAUCAACUGUAGACUAUAGUGACUGAUCAACUGUAGACUAUAGUGACUGAUCAACUGUAGACUAUAGUGACUGAUCAACCAUUAGACUAUAGUGACUGAUCAACUGUAGACUAUAGUGACUGAUCAACUGUAGACUAUAGUGACUGAUCAACUGUAGACUAUAGUGACUGAUCAACUGUAGACUAUAGUGGCUGAUCAACCAUUAGACUAUAGUGACUGAUCAACUGUAGACUAUAGUGACUGAUCAACUGUAGACUAUAGUGACUGAUCAACUGUAGACUGUAGUGACUGAUCAACUGUAGACUAUAGUGACUGAACAACUGUAGACUAUAGUGACUGAUCAACCAUUAGACUAUAGUGACUGAUCAACUGUAGACUAUAGUGACUGAUCAACUGUAGACUAUAGUGACUGAUCAACUGUAGACUAUAGUGACUGAUCAACUGUAGACUAUAGUGACUGAUCAACCAUUAGACUAUAGUGACUGAUCAACUGUAGACUAUAGUGGCUGAACAACUGUAGACUAUAGUGACUGAUCAACUGUAGACUAUAGUGACUGAUCAACUGUAGACUAUAGUGACUGAUCAACUGUAGACUAUAGUGACUGAUCAACUGUAGACUAUAGUGACUGAUCAACUGUAGACUAUAGUGGCUGAUCAACCAUUAGACUAUAGUGACUGAUCAACUGUAGACUAUAGUGACUGAUCAACUGUAGACUAUAGUGACUGAUCAACUGUAGACUGUAGUGACUGAUCAACUGUAGACUAUAGUGACUGAUCAACUGUAGACUAUAGUGACUGAUCAACUGUAGACUAUAGUGACUGAUCAACCAUUAGACUAUAGUGACUGAUCAACUGUAGACUAUAGUGGCUGAUCAACUGUAGACUAUAUUGACUGAUCAACCAUUAGACUAUAGAGACUGAUCAACCAUUAGACUAUAGUGACUGAUCAACCAUUAGACUAUAGUGACUGAUCAACCAUUAGACUAUAGUGACUGAUCAACCAUUAGACUAUUGUGACUGAUCAACUGUAGACUAUAGUGGCUGAUCAACUGUAGACUAUAGUGGCUGAUCAACCAUUAGACUAUAGUCCCAAAGCCUGGACAUGUUUUUACACAGAUCAAUACAGAUAUGGUGUAACUGCUAAACACGUCUAGGUCUGCUGGAAGAAUGAGAUGCACUGGGAUUGUUCCCGGCUUCAGCUUUCAGAUAUAAAGAAAAGGUUUUAAUAAGAUUAUGGCAAAGUUGGGAGGUUUUUGUCCGGGUAUAAAAGAGAUGUUGGAGGGAGUGCCACUGACACAUUGUCUAUUUAUAGAGUGACUACAAUAACUAUUGGAGAGAGACUCUGAAACAUUGUCUAUUUAUACAGUGACUACAAGGACUAUUGGAGAGAGAACCAAUGAAACAUUGUCUAUUUAUACAGUGACUACAAGGACUAUUGGAGAGAGACACUCUGAAACAUUGUCUAUUUAUAGAGUGACUACAAGAACUAUUGGAGAGAGACACUCUGAAACAUUGUCUAUUUAUAGAGUGACUACAAGAACUAUUGGAAAGAGACACUCUGAAACAUUGUCUAUUUACACAGUGACUACAAGAGCUAUUGGAGAGAGCCACUCUGAAACAUUGUCUAUUUAUACAGUGACUACAAGAGCUAUUGGAGAGAGCCACUCUGAAACAUUGUCUAUUUACACAGUGACUACAAAAACUAUUGGAGAGAGACACUCUGAAACAUUGUCCAUUUACACAGUGACUACAAGAACUAUUGGAGAGAGACUCUCUGAAACAUUGUCUAUUUACACAGUGACUACAAGCCAUGGUCUAUUGCAGAGACUUUAGGUGUCUAUACAUGCCCAGAGAUCAACUCAAAUUACACAUUGGGUUGCUGUCUACAGGGUGAUCACAAGCCAUGGACUUCAACAGGGAGCACAGACGGACGGACCCACAGGCGGACUGACAGACGGACAUUGGAUCGUAACAAUACAAGCUAUUGACGUCAACAGGGAGCACAGGCAGACGGACGGACAGAGGGACAUUGGACUGUUACAAUACAAGCCGUUGACUUCGACAGGAGGCACAGAUGAACGGACCGACAGACGGACAGAGGGACAUUGGAUGGGUACAAUAGAAGCCGUUGACGUCAACAGGAGGCACAGAUGAACGAACAGACCGACGGACAGAGGGACAUUGGACUGUUACAAUACAAGCCGUUGACUUCAACAGGAAGCACAGAUGAACGAACAGACGGACGGACAGAGGGACAUUGGACUGUUACAAUACAAGCCAUUAACUGGCACUUUGACUAAUAUAAUUGACUUCUGUCUUCUUAUGGCCUUGACAAUCCACAUACACACGACAGCUGUGACAUCACAGUAGACGCACAGUAUUUAUCUGUUAUACGUACGUUCUCGCACACUGAGUGUGUGGUUCCAAAAUGGCACCCUAUUCCCUAUUUAGUGCACUACUUUUGACCAGGAACCACAUGGUUUUAACAGGACCCAUAGGGUUUGACCAGGGCCCAUAGGGUUUGACCAGGGCCCAUAGGGUUUGACCAGGACCCAUAGGGUUUGACCAGGACCCAUAGGGUUUGACCGGGGCCCUUAGGGUUUGACCAGGGCCCAUAGGGUUUGACCAGGGCCCUAGGGUUUGACCAGGACCCAUAGGGUUUGACCAGGACCCAUAGGGUUUGACCGGGGCCCUUAGGGUUUGACCAGGGCCCAUAGGGUUUGACCAGGACCCAUAGGGUUUGACCAGGGCCCUUAGGGUUUGACCAGGGCCCAUAGGGUUUGACCAGGGCCCAUAGGGUUUGACCAGGGCCCAUAGGGUUUGACCAGGGCCCUUAGGGUUUGACCAGGGCCCAUAGGGUUUGACCAGGGCCCAUAGGGUUUGACCAGGACCCAUAGGGUUUGACCAGGACCCAUAGGGUUUGACCAGGGCCCUUAGGGUUUGACCGGGGCCCUUAGGGUUUGACCAGGGCCCAUAGGGUUUGACCAGGGCCCUAGGGUUUGACCAGGGCCCUUAGGGUUUGACCAGGGCCCAUAGGGUUUGACCAGGGCCCAUAGGGUUUGACCAGGACCCAUAGGGUUUGACCAGGACCCAUAGGGUUUGACCAGGGCCCUUAGGGUUUGACCGGGACCCUUAGGGUUUGACCAGGGCCCAUAGGGUUUGACCAGGGCCCUAGGGUUUGACCAGGGCCCAUAGGGUUUGACCAGGACCCAUAGGGUUUGACCAGGGCCCAUAGGGUUUGACCAGGGCCCUUAGGGUUUGACCGGGGCUCUUAGGGUUUGACCAGGGCCCAUAGGGUUUGACCGGGGCCCAUAGGGUUUGACCAGGGCCCAUAGGGUUUGACCAGGACCCAUAGGGUUUGACCAGGGCCCAUAGGGUUUGACCAGGGCCCUUAGGGUUUGACCGGGGCCCUUAGGGUUUGACCGGGGCCCUUAGGGUUUGACCAGGGCCCAUAGGGUUUGACCAGGGCCCAUAGGGUUUGACCAGGGCCCAUAGGGUUUGACCAGGACCCAUAGGGUUUGACCGGGGCCCUUAGGGUUUGACCAGGACCCAUAGGGUUUGACCAGGACCCAUAGGGUUUGACCAGGACCCAUAGGGUUUGACCAGGGCCCUUAGGGUUUGACCGGGGCCCUUAGGGUUUGACCAGGGCCCAAAGGGUUUGACCAGGGCCCAUAGGGUUUGUUCAGGGCCCUUCAGGUUUGACCAGGGCCCAUAGGGUUUGUUCAGGGCCCACAUGGUUUGACCAGGGCCCACAUGGUUUGACCAGGGCCCAUAGGGUUUGACCAGGGCUCUGGUCAAAAGUAGGUCACUACUCGGGGAUUAGGGUGGCAUUUGGAACUGACCCACUAACUAUAAUGUGAUUUUGGUGACUUUGGGACAAAAGGGCUCGUUUGCUAACUGUCUCAGUCGAUAGCAACAAAAGAUGUUUAUGUCUUAAAAACAACAUAAAUUCACCCAAAUCAUGUUCCAUUAUUAAUACUUCUAGUGUUCUACCCUCAGCAGUGAAGAAAAGGGCCCCUCCAUAUUCCCUAUGGGCCCUGGUCAAAAGCAGUGCACUCCAUAUUCCCUAUGGGCCCUGGUCAAAAGCAGUGCACUCCAUAUUCCCUAUGGGCCCUGGUCCAAAGCAGUGCACUCCAUAUUCCCGAUGGGCCCUGGUCCAAAGCAGUGCACUCCAUAUUCCCUAUGGGCCCUGGUCCAAAGCAGUGCACUCCAUAUUCCCUAUGGGCCCUGGUCCAAAGCAAUGCACUCCAUAUUCCCUAUGGGCCCUGGUCCAAAGCAAUGCACUCCAUAUUCCCUAUGGGCCCUGGUCCAAAGCAAUGCACUCCAUAUUCCCUAUGGGCCCUGGUCCAAAGCAAUGCACUCCAUAUUCCCUAUGGGCCCUGGUCCAAAGCAAUGCACUCCAUAUUCCCUAUGGGCCCUGGUCCAAAGCAGUGCACUCCAUAUUCCCUAUGGGCCCUGGUCCAAAGCAAUGCACUCCAUAUUCCCUAUGGGCCCUGGUCCAAAGCAGUGCACUCCAUAUUCCCUAUGGGCCCUGGUCCAAAGCAGUGCACUCCAUAUUCCCUAUGGGCCCUGGUCCAAAGCAGUGCACUCCAUAUUGAAUAGGGGGUCAUUUGCAACCAGCUCUCACAGUCUCACGUCGGAAUUAGACGUUCAUCCAUGUUUCCCAGACGUCACAUUUCGAAGUGUUUAGUUACCUCGUACUUUAUCGUUCGAAGGUUAAGGUUGACUUGCCUGGUUAAAUAAUGGUUAAAUAAAAAUAAAUACAAACUAAAGGCUAGGCAUUAACUCCUAAUUCUUAAGGUUUAGUCAUUAACUCCUAAUUCUUAAGGUUUAAUCAUUAACUCCUAAUUCUUAAGGUUUAGUCAUUAACUCCUAAUUCUUAAGGUUUAAUCAUUAACUCCUAAUUCUUCAGGUUUAAUCAUUAACUCCUAAUUCUUCAGGUUUAAUCAUUAACUCCUAAUUCUUAAGGUUUAGUCAUUAACUCCUAGACCUAGUGGGCAGUGUCCACAUCUUCUUCUCAGACAUGGGUGAACGUCGAAUACCAAUUUGUAUCGACGGAAUGUUAAUGGUUCUGCUCUCCUCUGUUGAAACCAAAUGGAAUAAGCUACUGUGCAGUGUAUGUCUGUGUGUGUGCACUGUGUGUGUGUGCUGUGUUUGUGCGUGUGUGAGAGAGAAAGGGUGAGAGAUUGAGCGUGUGAGAGAGAGAGAGGGUGAGUAAGUGUUUUCAGAAUGUGAGUUUCGCCUUCUCCAAGCUGCUAGAUGAAAUGUGCGUGUGUGUGUCAGCGUGUGUGCGUACGACUCCAGUGUGUGUGUGUAUGUGAGUGUGCGACUGCGGUGUGUGUAUGUGAGUGUCCGUGGGACUGCAGUUUGUGUGUGUGUGUGUGUGUGUGUGUGUGUGUGUGUGUGUGUGUGUGUGUGUGUGUGUGUGUGUGUGUGUGUGUGUGUGUGUGUGUGUGUGUGUGUGUGAGUGUCCGUGCGACUGCAGUGUGUGUGUGUGUGUGUGUGUGUGUGUGUGUGUGAGUGUCCGUGCGACUGCAGUGUGUGUGUGUGUGUGUGUGUGUGUGUGUGUGUGUGUGUGUGUGUGUGUGUGUGUGUGUGUGUGUGAGUGUCUGUGCGACUGCUGUGUGUGUGUGUGUGAGUGUCCGUGCGACUUCAGUGUGUGAGGCUGAGAACUGCUUACCACUCUCUGGGGAGCGUCUGUAUCAGUGUGUGUGGAUCUUCGGUGAGUGUGUGUGUUAGUGUGUGUGAAUGUGUGUGUGUCUGUUAGUGUGUGUGUGUGUCUCUCUCUGGAGAGUGAAUGCAUCAGUGGAGGAGUCUAAACUCCUAUUCUGUGACUCUCAAUUUAUCAUCCUAUUGUCAUCAAAGAUCUCUCUCUCUUUCUCUCUCUCUCUCUCUGUCUCCCUCUCUCCUUCUCUCUCUCUAGCGCUCUCUCUCUCAACCUAAAUGCCAUGAAACAAUGAUAUGUCUUUAAAUACUUCUAUCGAUAGCUAUAUUGAAUUUAUUUAUUUAUUUGUGUCAAGAUCUAGACACUGUGGUAAUGUAUCCCCUUGUAUAUACUUUUAACAGUGCCAUUACCUUAUAGGAUGUGUCAGCAAUUGCACCCUAUUCCUUACAUAGUGCACUGCUUUAGCAAAACGUAUAGGGAAUAAUGUGCCGUUUGUGAUGCCUCCAUUGUCUAACUACAAUUAUAAUCACAAUAUGUUGUCAAAUUAAAACGAGGAAUAAAUAUCUUGUUUUGUGUUCCAGAAUAAUGAAUACUGCUUUUCGAUUGAUGUUCAAGUCCACAUAAAGCUUAGUUUUUUUUGUCACUUUUGUAUCGUCUUGUAAUAAUGGGUCUAGAUCCCAAAUGGCAUGCUGUUCCCUAUAUAGUACACUACUUUUGACCAGGACCCAUAGAGGUUCUGAGCUCUGGUUACAGGUCAAAAGUAGUGCUCUAUAUAGGCAAUGGGGUACCAAUUUAGGACUCGUAUUUUUCAGACGCGACUGACUGAGUGUGGAGUCUGAGAGAGUUGGCCUCAAGCACAGGUGAAAUAAAGAAGACAUGAAUAAAUAAAAGUUUGACUCUGGAA
This is a messenger RNA of Salvelinus fontinalis (brook trout), 14950 nucleotides long. RefSeq names its product alpha-2C adrenergic receptor-like. NCBI's taxonomy places the organism in Eukaryota, Metazoa, Chordata, Actinopteri, Salmoniformes, Salmonidae. The transcript has 3 exons. The record is from RefSeq and is a predicted model, not a curated record. Gene Ontology annotation, biological process: adenylate cyclase-activating adrenergic receptor signaling pathway. Gene Ontology annotation, cellular component: membrane. The coding region runs from base 513 to 1970 and encodes 485 amino acids. Gene Ontology annotation, molecular function: adrenergic receptor activity.